Molecule: messenger RNA, 3243 nt
Organism: Impatiens glandulifera
Lineage: Eukaryota; Viridiplantae; Streptophyta; Magnoliopsida; Ericales; Balsaminaceae
Product: probable glucan 1,3-alpha-glucosidase
Exons: 6
Coding region: 92-2887 (931 amino acids)
Biological process (GO): carbohydrate metabolic process; N-glycan processing
Molecular function (GO): alpha-glucosidase activity; carbohydrate binding
Source: RefSeq, a predicted model, not a curated record
UUCCAAUUCUCUCUCUCUCUAUUCAUUUCUAACAUAUGUUCUGUUCUAGCAUGAGAAUUGCUCUUCAUUGACCACAAUUGUAAUUUGCAGAAUGACAAGUCCGCGUCUUUAUCAUUUCCUCCCCAUAUGUCUUCUUCUGAUUGUUCAGCUGAGCUCAGUAUCAUCUUGGAAGAAGGAGGAGUUCAGGAACUGUAAUCAAACGCCAUUCUGCAAACAGGCUAGAUCGCGAAAACCCGGUUAUUGUUCUCUUGUGGCGACUGAUGUUGUCAUUUCCGAUGGCGAUCUUACAGCCAAGCUCGUCCCCAGGAACACCCAUGUUCCAGAUGAUCAAGAAUCGGCGAACCCAUUACUUCUUUCCUUAUCAGUAUACCGAGAUGGCAUAUUGCGGCUGAAGAUUGAUGAAGAUCCGACUCUCGAUCCUCCUAAAAAGAGGUUCGAGGUCCCCGAUGUGAUUGUUCCAGAGUUAUCUGACAAGAAACUUUGGUUGCAGAGACUAGUGACUGAGGUAAUUGGUAGCGAUUCGGUUCCUUCAUCGAUUAUUUAUCUGUCUGAUGGAUAUGAAGCUGUUAUUAGACAUGACCCAUUUGAGGUAUAUGUUAGAGAGAAGGGGGGUAAGCGUGUAAUGUCAUUGAAUUCACAUGGAUUGUUUGAUUUUGAACAAUUGAGAGUGAAGAAAGAAGGGGAAGACUGGGAAGAGAAAUUUAAGGGUCAUACUGAUUCAAGACCUUUUGGUCCUCAAUCAAUUAGCUUUGACGUUUCAUUUUAUGAUUCUAGUUUUGUUUAUGGUAUUCCAGAACAUGCCACCAGUCUUGCUUUAAAGCCAACUAGAGGACCUAAGGUUGAAGAAUCUGAACCUUAUAGGCUUUAUAACUUGGAUGUAUUUGAGUAUUUACACGAUUCUCCAUUUGGGCUAUACGGAUCUAUACCAUUCAUGAUAUCACAUGGUAAAUCUCGUGGUUCGUCUGGUUUUUUCUGGUUGAAUGCAGCCGAAAUGCAGAUUGAUGUUCUUGGUUCUGGCUGGGAUAUUGGCAAUGCUUCUGAUCCUUCAAUUUCUCUUCCUUCUGAUCAAAACCGAAUCGAUACUCUUUGGAUGUCAGAAGCUGGUAUAGUUGAUACCUUCUUCUUCGUAGGACCUAAGCCAAAGGAUGUCCUCACGCAAUAUACAACUGUAACUGGAUCCCCAGCAUUACCACAGUUAUUUGCCACAGCUUAUCACCAAUGCAGAUGGAAUUAUCGAGAUGAGGAAGAUGUUGCUCAAGUUGAUUCAAAAUUCGACGAUUAUGAUAUCCCUUACGAUGUUCUUUGGCUUGAUAUUGAGCACACUGAUGGGAAAAAAUACUUCACAUGGGAUAGAGUGUUAUUCCCUAACCCAGAAGAGAUGCAAAACAACUUGGCUGCUAAGGGAAGGCGCAUGGUUACUAUAGUGGACCCUCAUAUUAAGAGGGACGAGUCUUUCCCUUUGCACAAGGAAGCUACUGAAAAGGGAUACUAUGUUAAGGAUUCAUCCGGUAAAGACUUUGAUGGAUGGUGUUGGCCUGGUUCAUCGUCUUAUCUGGAUAUGAUAAGCUCGGAGAUUAGGUCAUGGUGGGGAGAUAAGUUCUCUUAUAGCAGUUAUGGUGGCUCAACUCCUUCUUUGUACAUAUGGAAUGAUAUGAAUGAGCCCUCUGUUUUUAAUGGUCCUGAGGUGACGAUGCCUAGAGAUGCUUUACAUGUGGGAGGUGUUGAACAUCGAGAAUUGCAUAAUGCGUAUGGUUACUAUUUUCAUAUGGGCACCGCUGAAGGCUUGGUAAAGAGAGGAGAGAACAAGGACAGGUCUUUUGUUCUCUCAAGAGCAUUCUUUCCCGGAAGUCAAAGGUAUGGAGCAGUUUGGACGGGUGACAACACCGCAGAGUGGGAGCAUCUUAGGGUUUCGGUUCCGAUGGUGUUAACCCUUGGUCUUACAGGAAUUGCGUUUUCUGGUGCGGAUGUUGGUGGGUUUUUUGGAAAUCCAGAGCCUGAGUUAUUACUUCGAUGGUAUCAGCUUGGUGCUUAUUACCCUUUCUUUAGAGCACAUGCCCAUCAUGACACCAAAAGAAGAGAACCCUGGUUGUUUGGAGAACGGAAAACAGAACUUAUAAGAGAAGCCAUACGAACCAGAUACACGCUUCUCCCAUAUUUCUAUACUCUAUUUAGAGAGGCAAACACAAGUGGUUUUCCAGUUAUGCGCCCACUUUGGAUGGAGUUCCCUUCUGAUGAAGUUACUUUCAGCAAUGAUGAGGCUUUCAUGGUUGGAAACAGUCUUUUGGUUCAAGGGAUAUUCACAGAGAAAGCCAAACAUGUAUCAGUGUAUCUACCAGGGGGAGGAGAAUCAUGGUAUGACCUAAACUAUGGAACUAAAUAUGAAGGUGGCAAAACCUAUAAGCUUGAUGCUUCAGAAGACAACAUUCCCGCUUUUCAAAGAGCUGGAACUAUUGUACCUAGAAAAGACCGAUCUCGUCGAAGUUCCACUCAGAUGGUCAAUGAUCCUUACACUUUGGUGAUAGCUCUUAACAGCACUCAAGAGGCUGUUGGUGAGUUGUAUGUAGAUGAUGGCAAGAGCUUUGAAUUCACAAAAGGAGCGUUUAUACACAGGCGCUUUGUUUUCUCCAAUGGAAAGCUUACAUCUUCCAAUAUAGCAUCAUCAUCUUCCUUGGGCAAUCUCCAAUACUCGUCCAAUUGUGUAAUUGAGAGGAUUAUUCUCUUAGGACAUACUUCUGGCGCUAAAGAUGCGGUUAUUGAACCCUCUAAGAGGAAGGUAAGCAUAGAACGUGGCCCACUUUAUCUGGCAAGGAAGAACAGCCCAACCGCCUGGACAAUUUGCAGGCCUAAUGUCCGAAUUUCAGAUGAUUGGACCAUUAGUGUUUUGUAAUGAAGGUAGCUUCAGCUUGUUUUAAAUGGAAGACAUGCUUAUAUCACCUUCGAUAUAAAGAUUAAGCUAUCAAAGUGAACUGACUAGAAUUUUAGUAGUUUUGCAUCUCACUUGAUGAUACAGUUUCACAAGGCAUUUGAAAAACUGUAGUAGCCACACCCUCUUUUGGUUUUCAGUUUGUACUUGUCAUUUGAAACAAGAAAGGAACACUUAUUUGUUGGAUUUUGCAUCUGAUAGUGGGUUUAGAUGCCAUUAUAUUUAGAAGUGGGUGAUUAUCUAAACUAUCUUAUACAGAUUUAGAAAUGUCAUUGUUUUUGUGUUACAUCUGAAUCAUUUAAAGAUGGGCCUUCAGAAUU